Molecule: messenger RNA, 4680 nt
Organism: Aspergillus caelatus
Lineage: Eukaryota; Fungi; Ascomycota; Eurotiomycetes; Eurotiales; Aspergillaceae
Product: putative DUF814 domain protein
Exons: 5
Coding region: 1-4680 (1559 amino acids)
Biological process (GO): ribosome-associated ubiquitin-dependent protein catabolic process; rescue of stalled cytosolic ribosome
Cellular component (GO): RQC complex
Molecular function (GO): tRNA binding; ribosomal large subunit binding; double-stranded RNA binding
Source: RefSeq, a predicted model, not a curated record
AUGAAGCAGCGAUUCUCGUCAUUGGACGUUAAGGUCAUCUCCCAGGAACUCGCCUCGGAGAUCGUCAAUUUACGAGUAUCGAACAUAUAUGAUCUCUCAUCGAGGAUCUUUUUGUUCAAACUUGCAAAACCAGAUCAUCGCAAGCAGCUCAUCGUCGACUCAGGCUUCCGAUGCCAUGUCACCCAAUAUUCGCGGGCGACGGCUUCCAUGCCAUCGCCCUUUGUGACACGCAUGCGCAAAUUCCUUAGAUCGCGACGUAUCACUUCGGUUAAGCAGAUCGGCACUGAUCGCGUUAUUGACAUCUCAUUCAGCGAUGGCAUGUACCACCUGUUCUUGGAAUUCUUUGCGGGGGGAAACAUCAUUAUCACCGACCGCGAACAUAAUAUUUUGGCUCUAUACCGCCAGGUCUCUGCUAGCGAGGGAGAGGAGGCGAGAGUUGGGAUUCAAUACACAGUGACGAACAAACAGAACUACCACGGGAUCCCGGAAAUUACGUUGGAGAGGAUCAGGGCGACACUGGAGAAGGCGAAAGCGCUAUUUGCGCAUGAGGAUGGAGCACCAAAAAAGUCGAAGAAGAAGAAUGCGGAUGUGUUAAGGAAGGCUCUCUCUCAAGGCUUCCCAGAAUACCCUCCCCUUUUGCUGGACCAUGCUUUUGUGAACAAGGAGGUUGAUCCAACAACACCAUUGGAUAAGGUACUACAGGACGAAAGCCUGCUUCAGGAGGUUAACGGUGUUUUGCAAGAGGCCCAGAAGGAGAAUACGAGACUUUCAACGCAAGAGAGUCACCCUGGUUACAUCGUUGCGAAAGAAGAUAAUCGCAGUGUUUCUCAGGCGACUAGUGAGAAUGAGAAGCCUUCGGAGACAGCCAACCUUCUCUACGAGGAUUUCCACCCAUUCAAGCCUCGGCAGUUUGAAGGGAAACCGGGCAUUAGCAUCCUGGAAUUUCCCUCGUUGAAUGCCACGGUUGACGAAUAUUUCUCUUCGAUCGAGACCCAGAAGCUGGAAUCACGGCUUACAGAGCGCGAGGAGGCAGCGAAGAGAAAGCUUGAUGCAGUGAGACAAGAGCAUGAGAAAAAAAUCGGUGCUCUCAAAGAACAACAAGAGCUACAUAUUCGCAAAGCAAAUGCGGUCGAGGAUAAUGUCUAUCGAGUCCAAGAGGCCAUGGAUGCGGUCAAUGGCUUGAUCGCUCAGGGCAUGGACUGGGUAGAAAUCGCGCGUCUUAUCGAAAUGGAGCAGAGCCGAGGAAACCCUGUGGCAAGAAUUAUCAAACUACCCUUGAAGCUCCAUGAAAACACGAUCACAUUGCUUCUUGGGGAAGCCGGCGACGAACAAGAUGAAGGAGACGAGCUAUUUUCGAGCGACGAGUCUGAGGAAUCCGAGGACGAGCAGGAUAAUGGCGAAAGCCAACAACCUCCGUCGGUAUUGACUAUUGACAUCGAUCUGGGUAUUUCUCCAUGGGCGAAUGCAAAGCAGUACUAUGAGCAGAAGAAACAGGCUGCAGUUAAGGAACAAAGAACAGCCCAGUCAUCUACCAAAGCCCUCAAAAGCCACGAAAAGAAAGUAACGGAAGACCUUAAACGGGGCAUGAAGAAAGAGAAACAAACUCUCCGGCAAACCCGACAACCCUUCUGGUUUGAGAAGUUCCUUUUCUUCAUCUCCUCGGAAGGUUACCUUGUCCUGGGUGGUCGAGACGCUAUGCAGAGCGAGAUGCUCUACCGCCGCCAUCUUAAGAAAGGGGAUAUCUUCGUGCAUGCAGAUUUGGAAGGAGCUAGACCCAUGAUUGUCAAGAAUAGAUCGAAAAACCCUAACGCGCCUAUACCACCAAGCACUCUUUCACAGGCUGGCAAUCUAUGCGUUGCCACAUCGAGUGCAUGGGAUUCCAAAGCUGUCAUGUCUGCAUGGUGGGCCCCGGCUAGUCAGAUAACAAAAACUGCUGAAGCGGGUGGGCUUCUUCCUCUGGGAGAUUUCUCGGUCAAGGGAGAGAAGAACUUCCUUGCCCCGUCGCAACUCGUUCUAGGUUUCGGGGUGACGUUCCAAAUUAGCAAAGACAGCCUGAAAAACCACAAAACUCACUUUGCUGACGAGCCUGAAGCGGCCGAGUCAACCGCAGAGGGUGGUCACGAGCAAGCUGGGGAAAGCACACAGCCCCCUGAGCAACAACAGGAGACAGAAGAAGCUCCUAAACCUUCUGAAGACCCUAAAGAACAAGCUGAAGAGCAAAGCUCGGACUCGGAUAACGAACAAGAUAAUGCCGAUUCACUUCCCGCUCGAAAUCCAUUGCAGCGUGGACCAUCGGAGUCUCCUCAUACUGAGGCCGCACAGGAGGGAGAAAAGGAUACCGGAUCGGAUGGUGAAGGUGUUGCCCAUAAGCCAGAAGAGCAAACGGAUGCGUUGGAUGAGGAAGAAGUAGAGGCAUCUUUAGCAGAUGCACCAGCAGAAGAUGAAAGCAAUCCGGUAGGGGAUGAAAGCGAACACCAGCUCUCCGCAACGGCCAGGCAAUCGCCUCGGAAGGGGAAGUCUCCUGAUUCGCCCGAGGCUAGCCAACAAGCCCCGGGCAAGAACUCAACUACCAAAGCAGCGAACGCAAAACAGGCACCGGCACCUACCCGAGGCAAGAAAGGGAAAGCCAAGAAAGCGGCGACCAAGUACGCUGAUCAGGAUGAUGAAGAUCGUGAACUUGCUCUCCGUUUGCUUGGGGCCAACAAAGGCAAAGCUAGUAAGGCUGCUGCGGCCGCUGAAGCUAAGGCAAAUCGCGAGAAAGAAGCCGAGGCACAGAGGAAGCGUCGUCAGGCGCAGCAUGAGCGUGCUGCAGAAGCCGAACGCAGACGACAGGCUUUACUUGAGGAAGGUGGUGAUGAUUACGACGAAGAAACGGCUGCCGCGGAGGCAGCAGACCUUGAGUGGAUCCCAGCAUUGAUUGGGAUGCCUCGUCCUGAGGACGAGAUCCUUGCAGCCAUUCCAGUCUGUGCUCCCUGGUCAGCAUUGAGUCGAUACAGAUACAAGGUCAAACUGCAGCCAGGUGCGGUGAAGAAGGGCAAGGCUGUCAAGGAGAUACUCGGACGAUGGGUGGCUGAGACCACCACCGGAAAGGUUAAGAAGGAAUAUGCUGAAGAAGCUGGCAUCAGUCUUGCUGAUGCAGAGAAACUCCGGGCUCGGGAAGGUGAUUUGAUCAAGGCAUGGAAAGAGACCGAGAUCAUCAACAGCGUUCCUGUUGGGAAGGUGCGAAUUAUGCUUGGAGCCGGCGGUGGUGGAGGAGGCGAUGGCAAAGGAAAAGGAAAAGGUGGUGGCAGUGCGAAGCUGGUUUCCUUCGUCUCUCGCCUUGUCGCUGGCGGCUGUCCGCGCAGCUUUACGAGGUUUUUGAGCACUACCACCACCAUGUCUUCCAAGGAGAAAACUCGGAUCUUGUCGGUCCGUCGAUUGAAUAAAGAAGGCCCCGGGAAUAAAUCCCUUGCAGAGUGGUGGGAUAGUGAGCGCAGCAAUAAAACACCAGAAGCUGCCGCAAUUGAGGAGGCUGCUCAACUCCUUCGGACGAGCAAUAUUCCUGUUGCGUUUCCUACAGAGACAGUGUACGGACUUGGAGCCGAUGCGACACGAAGCGAUGCGGUGCAAGGGAUCUACAAGGCCAAGCAAAGACCAUCGGACAAUCCGUUAAUUGUGCAUAUCGACUCCCUCGAAAUGUUGGAACGGCUACUCAACCCGCAGGAAUCGGGUUCUAUGAGCGCAUCCGAUAGCGCAAGAAACUCAAUUCCUUCCGUCUAUCAAUCCUUGAUUGCCCGUUUCUGGCCAGGUCCUCUUACAAUUCUUCUUCCGAACCCAUCUGGGUCACUUCUGGCGAAGGAAGUUACUUCUAAAUUGACGACGUUUGGGGCGCGCAUGCCUUCUUCGCCGCUUGCACGGCUGUUGAUCCAUGUUGCGGACCGGCCGCUGGCGGCACCCUCGGCGAACGCAUCGACCAAACCAUCCCCGACAGCGGCGGAGCAUGUGUAUCAUGAUCUCCAGGGCCGUAUUGAGCUAAUCAUUGAUGGUGGCUCAUGCGGUGUGGGCGUUGAGAGCACCGUGGUUGAUGGUCUGUGUGACCCUCCUGCCAUUCUGCGACCAGGCGGUAUUGGCAUUGAAGAGAUCCGGGCAUGUGUGGGAUGGGAAAAUGUACAACUUGGAUACCAUGAUGGUACUCUUGACGUUAAGGAGAUCCCUCGGGCACCGGGUAUGAAAUACAGACACUAUUCUCCCAAGGCACGUGUGGUACUUUUCGAAGCUGGCUCCAAGGAGCUGUCUGUCACCAAGCAUAUCCGCAAGGACCUGGAAGAUACGGCGAUUGGGGCACAUAUGAUUGGUAUUGUACGAACGAAGCACUGGAAGCGGGGUCUCGGAUUAUUAUCUGAUGAAGAGAUCGAGAAAACCCUCAAGCCCCUUCCGUCAUUGAUUGACGGACUUGCAGGAUUCUCUGUUCCCAUCAAGGGCAACUCCGGUCGUAGUCCCGCAUUCAAGGAGGCUUUUGAUUGUCAUCUCGGGCCAGACGUCGAGUCCAUUGCGCGCGGGCUAUUUGCAGCGCUGCGGGCCAUGGAUGAAAUGGAGGUGGAUGUCAUCUAUGUAGAGGGGAUCUCGGAUCAGCAAGGCGAUCGCGCAGCUGCCGUCAUGAAUCGUCUCCGUAAAGCUGCGGGGGCAGAAUUGCGAGUCUAA